Messenger RNA from Grammomys surdaster, 4022 nucleotides. RefSeq names its product malic enzyme 2 (gene Me2). Lineage: Eukaryota; Metazoa; Chordata; Mammalia; Rodentia; Muridae. Gene Ontology annotation, biological process: pyruvate metabolic process; malate metabolic process. The record is from RefSeq and is a predicted model, not a curated record. Gene Ontology annotation, cellular component: mitochondrion. Gene Ontology annotation, molecular function: NAD binding; malate dehydrogenase (decarboxylating) (NADP+) activity; malate dehydrogenase (decarboxylating) (NAD+) activity. The transcript is spliced from 16 exons. The coding region runs from base 116 to 1870 and encodes 584 amino acids.
GGAGCUCGCGGGAGGCCGGCAGGGCGGCGCCAGGGCCGAGCAUCUCCGGCUGUAGCGCCGCGGCCUCUUUGCUUGCUGCACCACCUGGCACGGGCCAGGCGUCCGGAGAGAGAAGAUGUUUUCCCGGUUAAGAGCUGUUACCACUCCUUGCACUUUGACCUGCCGCCGAGUGCACCUGAAGGAGAAAGGCAAGCCGCUCAUGUUAAAUCCAAGAACAAACAAGGGGAUGGCGUUUACAUUACAAGAACGACAAAUGCUUGGUCUUCAAGGACUUUUACCUCCUAAAAUAGAGACACAGGAUAUUCAAGCCUUACGAUUUCAUAGAAACUUGAAAAAAAUGACUAGCCCUUUGGAAAAAUACAUCUAUAUAAUGGGCAUACAAGAAAGAAAUGAGAAACUGUUUUAUAGAAUACUGCAAGAUGAUAUUGAAAGUCUGAUGCCAAUUGUGUACACACCAACAGUUGGUCUUGCCUGUUGUCAAUAUGGACACAUCUUUAGGAGACCUAAGGGAUUGUUUAUUUCAAUCUCAGACAGAGGUCAUGUUAGAUCAAUUGUGGAUAACUGGCCAGAAAAUCAUGUUAAGGCUGUCGUGGUGACUGAUGGAGAGAGGAUCCUGGGUCUUGGAGAUUUGGGUGUCUAUGGAAUGGGGAUUCCAGUCGGGAAGCUGUGUUUGUAUACAGCGUGUGCAGGAAUUCAGCCUGAGAAAUGCCUGCCUGUGUGCAUCGACGUGGGCACUGAUAAUAUGGCACUAUUAAAAGAUCCGUUUUACAUGGGCUUGUAUCAGAAGCGAGAUCGCUCCCAGCUUUAUGAUGAUCUGAUGGAUGAGUUUAUGAAGGCGAUUACUGACAGAUAUGGCCGGAACACACUCAUUCAGUUUGAAGACUUUGGAAAUCAUAAUGCAUUCAGGUUCUUAAAAAAAUACCAACACAAAUACUGUACCUUCAAUGAUGAUAUCCAAGGGACAGCUGCAGUUGCUUUGGCCGGUCUUCUUGCGGCCCAGAGAGUUAUUAAUAAACCAGUCUCAGAACACAAAAUCUUAUUUCUUGGAGCAGGAGAGGCUGCACUUGGAAUUGCAAAUCUUAUAGUUGUAUCAAUGAUGGAAAGUGGUCUCUCAGAAGAGGAGGCACAGAGAAAGAUCUGGAUGUUCGACAAGAAUGGCUUGCUAGUUAAGGGGCGGACUGCUAGCAUAGAUAGUAACCAGGAACCAUAUGCUCAUGUGGUCCCAGAGAACAUACCUGCAACUUUUGAAGAUGCAGUAAAUAAACUUAAGCCUUCAGUUAUAAUUGGAGUGGCAGGUGCUGGCCCGCUUUUUACUCCUGGCGUAAUCAGAGCCAUGGCCUCUAUCAAUGAGAGGCCUGUGAUAUUUGCUUUAAGUAAUCCUACAGCGCAGGCCGAGUGCACAGCCGAAGACGCAUACACACUUACAGAGGGCAGGUGUUUGUUUGCCAGUGGCAGCCCUUUUGAGCCAGUGAAACUCCAGGAUGGACGAGUCUUCACCCCAGGCCAAGGAAACAAUGCCUAUAUUUUCCCAGGUGUGGCUUUAGCUGUUAUUCUCUGUCAAGCCCGACACAUCAGUGACACUGUUUUCUUAGAAGCUGCAAAGGCGCUGACAACUCAGUUGACAGAUGAAGAGUUAGCUCAAGGGAGGCUUUACCCAUCACUUGCUAAUAUUCAGGAAGUUUCUGCUAACAUAGCUAUUAAACUUACAGAGUACCUGUAUGCUAAUAAAAUGGCUUUCCGAUACCCAGAACCCGAGGACAAGGCCAAAUAUGUGAAAGAAAGGAUAUGGCGGAGUAAUUAUGUCUCCCUGCUGCCGGAUGUGUAUGACUGGCCAGAGUCUUCACUGAAGCCUCCUCAGAUAACAGAAUAGAAGCUUUCCCAUUAAGACAUUCCAUGCUUCAGGGAACCACUAUUUUUAGACAAAAAGAUAAUAUUCUCUGAGUUACCGUGUUGUCUGUGGUUUAUUCUUCCGUACCACUUUGCUUGGCAAUUUUUUCUGUGAAUCUCACUUUCGUUGGGGACAGACAUGUUGACUAUACUGUACUGCCCACAGUCCAGUACUGGGAAUGCUUCCAUCCCGAUGGUCGCCUCUGUGCUCUGCUUUGAGCUCCACAGCACCUGUUACUGUUCCGUGAAUGUAUCUCUCGCUUCUUCCUCUCAGUCCUCUAGCUGUGCAUAUGAGUACAGAAUGUCGAGAAGAAGCCAAGUGCUCACCGAGUUCCAAAGAAAAAUCGUCAACACUUACAGCUGUUCUUUUCUAUAUACUUCAUUUCACGUUCUGCUCGGAAAUCCCUUAGUAGUAGACAGGUUUAGGGAAAUACAAAAAAAAGCCCAAUUUCCUACAACUAAAUCAGUGCUAACUCUAACAUUCUAGAAGAGUGGGAGGAGCCACUGCUGCCUUUAGACAAACUGAAUAGUCAUUUGCAACAGUGUACAAAGACCACUUUUAUUAAUAAAAGUAAUUCCUUACAUUUAAUUGCUUCAGUUACAUUAUCUUAUUGACCAAACAGGAACUUAGGUUUGUUGAUUAUGAAAACAGUUUCAUUGACUUCACACAGGUGAGGGAGUAUCAUCUGCCUAACAUGCAUGACUAAAGUCAUGUGAUUUGGAAAUCUUAUCUGAAGGAGUUAACUACAGUCUAGACCUUUUUUCCUGUCUGUCAUGUUUUUUAUUGAGCAGUGGCUAGAGAUUUCUUAGUAUACAUUCCUUUGAGUGUUAGUAGUGAUGUCUUUCUCUGCUGAGAAUGGAUAAUAGAUUCCAAGCUUAGUGGAGAUAAACGUAGAAUUAGACCAAGAAAUGCCUUCUUUUGUAUUUUCAAGAUAGGAUCUCACUGUGUAGCCCUGGCUGUCCUGGAACUCACUCUGUAGACCAGAGUGGCCCCAAACUCACAGAGAUCUACCUGCUUCUGCCUCCAGAGUUCUGGGAUUGAGGGUGUACACUGCUCCACCUGAACUACACCUGGCAGGAAAUGCCAUUUUUUUAAAAAAAUAUAUUAAUUUAUUUUAUUUAUGAGUACACUGUAGCUGUUUUCAAACACAGCAGAAGAGGGCAUCAAAUCCCAUUACAGAUGGUUGUGAGCCACCAUGUGGUUGCUGGGAAUUGAACUCGGCGCCUCUAGAAGAGCCAUCUUUCCAGCUCAGCCUAGGAAGUGCUGUUUUGAAUCCCAGGGUAAGAGUUGUAUAAGGCCAUCAGUGUUCGAGAGUCAUGUUCUGAAAGAACUCUGAGUAUUUGGAGAAAUGGCAGUGGCUCUGGCCUUCACCUGCCUAAAUGCUUUGAGGGACAAAGUUUGUUUUUAUUUUGAGACUGGAGCAAGCUGGCCUGGAACUCACUAUGUGUCCCUGGCUUGCUUCCAUGUGCUGAGAUCCUAGCCAUGAACUACCAUGGUCAGGGACAAAACUGCACAAUGCUCACCCUGGAAUGGUGGCAGUAUAAAGCAGUUUGUAGGUGCAUACCACAGCCUGUAUUUAUACUCUGUAAGCAAAGGGGACCCUUCCCUAUCUUCCUGCUUAAGAAGAUGGAUUUGGCUGCUUAGUGUGCACAGACUCUGGGUUCAGUCCACAAGACCACCCCAAAAAGGGGCAGGUUUGGGAUGGCAUUGCAGUUUUAAGUAUGGGUGAACAUGGUGGUUAACUUAGCAUAAAUAGCAAUCUAUUUAGUAAAAUAAUGAAGUAAAUCAUAGUUUGAGUGUAAGAUGAAUAUACAGGCAUGAGUCUAGCACCGAGGCAAGAAGAUCUCAAGUUCAAAGCCAGACUGUCUACAAAAGAACUCACAGUGUGAAUGUAAGAUAGCUCAGUGGUUAAGGCCCUUGUCCCCAAGCCCUGACAUUUUAGUUUAAUCCCAGGACCCAUAUGGUGGACAGAAAACCAAUUUCCAGAAGUUGUUCUCCAGCCCCUCCCCCACUUGCCACACACACACACAUAUAUACCAUAAAUGAACAAAAAUUAUGAGAAAUGUUUAUUUUUUCUUGUUUUUGUUUUAUUCUGUAUAUGAAAUCUAAAUAUUGAACAUUACAAGUAUAAAAA